Molecule: messenger RNA, 491 nt
Organism: Paramuricea clavata
Lineage: Eukaryota; Metazoa; Cnidaria; Anthozoa; Malacalcyonacea; Plexauridae
Source: the annotation of a GenBank genome assembly
CAAACAUUUAAGUAUGACUCCAAAUUCUGGGAAAACCACCAAACGUUGAACGUUGAAGGAGGAGUGGACGGAAAUGCCCUAGAGACCAAGUUGGCUUCGUACAACAACACACCAUUCAGCAAGAUCUGUCUGGGAAUGACUGUCAAUUCAGAUGGAUCUUCCAUAAACUGGAUUGGUAUUGAAUAUGAAGCAAGUUCGUUCUACAGUUUGUUGGCAGAUGGAAUGUUUAAACCUGUGAACGUUGGCAAGUCAAAAUGGGAAUCUCUCCUUGAUGAUUCAAAGCUUCCGAAUAAUUGUGGAUAUGAAGGUUUCAAUACACGUUUAGAUCUAACACAGAAACGUGUACGAAUUGGUUAUCUCGCUCAAAAAACAUGUGGCCAGGAAGAAGGCUUGAUUGGAUUUGGUACUGAUCUCAAUGGGUUCCGUUGGUCGAGUGGAUAUAUUUAUCCUUCCCGCCAAGGCAAUGGAGCUAAGCAAAUCUCAGCAUUCGG